Castor canadensis (American beaver) is the source of this 1218-nucleotide messenger RNA. It is a transcript of the gene Garin6, whose product is annotated as golgi associated RAB2 interactor family member 6. The record is from RefSeq and is a predicted model, not a curated record. Lineage: Eukaryota; Metazoa; Chordata; Mammalia; Rodentia; Castoridae. Gene Ontology annotation, cellular component: nucleus.
AUGAACAGUCAAGUUUUGUUGCCUUACUACACAGCACAGAGCAGUCCUGCAAUGGGCAUGUUUAAUACCUCCAUGGGGAAACUGCAGCAACAACUGUAUAAAGGGGAGUAUACCAUAUUCAGGUAUGCACCAAUGUUUGAGAGUGACUUUAUCCAGAUUAGCAAAAAAGGAGAAGUGACUGAUGUGCACAACCAUGCCCGUAUGGUGACUGUGGGCAUUGUUCGCACUAGCCCCAGCCUCACACUACCUGAUGUCAUGCUGCUGGCCAGACCAGCUGCUAUUUCUGAUGACUAUGCCAGAUGUGGCCUUGCCACCCAAGAAAGAGGCAAGAAGCAUGCACAGAUCUUAGAACUAACCAGGCUGCUUCCCUUGAAGUUUGUCAAGAUAACCAUCCAUAACAGUUACAAACAACAGCUCCGCCUGAAGCUUGCCACUGGCCGUUCUUUUUACCUUCAACUGUGUCCCCCUUCAAAUACAAGAGAUGAUCUUUUUGUUCACUGGGAAAACCUUGUUUACAUCCUGAGACCAUCAGUGGAGGCUUACAGCCAUACCCAGAUUAUCCAGGCCAAGAAUACACUUGACAUAGCUGUGUUUGAGGAAAAGGACAAGAAUUCGUUGGCACAUGCCCUGAAGUUCUCUGGAGGGGAUAAAGAUCAACUCAGCUUCGGGAGCCUUUCCAUAAACCCUGAACUGUUUGGGCCCACCUAUUUUGAUUAUAGUUUACACAUUCCUGUAGUCACAAAACCUAAUAAAGGGACAAGGAUAGCUGCAGGAGUAGUGGUGACAAUAAGCACCACUGCAGGUGCUAUGAAUUUGACUACAACCAAGUCUGCAGAUGGAAGAUAAACAGCACUAGCAAGAAGAACCUUCAUAGGCCCAGGAGGAAGCACAGCCAGCAUGGCCAUACUGGGUAGCAUGAGUAUGGUGGCUGCAGGAGCAGAGAUUACUGGUAAGCCUGUUGCAAAACCAGGUAAAUGUUCAGAAUGGGGACCGCUCCUGCCAUCCAGCCUUCAAAGUGAAGGCUACAUGAAUACACUGGAUGGAAGCCAGAGGAUCUCCAUUCCAUCAGGGUUAACUAUUUAUAGUAAAGAGCCUCAAAUCCCUAUACUACACAUGGAGCAGAGGUGGACAUCAUCUAAGAUUAUGGAGGAAAGCAAAUUUUCACCACAGUACAAUCCAUCAACUCAAACUCUCUGCUCUAUAAAACAGAAAAAGUAG